AUGUGGACUUUUGAUAAUGCAUUACGUUUAGGUGCGGAUAUGGAUGGCACGCGAACGUGCCCAAGCUACGACGCCGGUUUUGACGCGUGUGAUCCAUUGGGAUCGGUGUUUGAGUGGUCUGGACGUGGACCUGCUAGGGUUUUACGGCGACGCUGUCGGAGUGAAGGUGUCGAUCGGUCGCCGUACGAGGAUGCUUUACGCGAUCUACACCGCUCCGCGGAUAGUAGUACUCGCCAUCAUCGCCAUUUACCUAACAAAAGCUAUUUCACUAUAAACAACGGUCACAAAUUCCAUCUCGAUAGGUUCCGUCACGAAUGUGCACUUCCAGUUGCUGAAAACGGAGAUUACCGAAUGGCUCACGACAGUAACAUUCAUAAUGGCUACCAACCAGGGAGAACGAAAUAUCAUAGAACAAGUCCCACAAGGCCAUUAUUAGUGACAACGUUAUCAAACACUAAACUUGAUGAUAGUCGUUUACCGAAAGUUGAGGAAUUGCUUGAAAAAGUAGACCAUGAAAUGAUGGAAGUGACGAUGGCUAAACAGCCACUGAAGUCAAUACUCAAUAAUCCUUUGCUGAAGUCUCAACCACAUAGUAUAUUAAAGAAACCUAAAAACAGAUCAUAUCAGGAUUCAAAGUCAUCAUUAGAAGGUCGAAGACGGCAGAGAGCCUCUAGUGAAUCUGAUAACUUUUACUGUAAUUUUCAUAUAGGCUCUCCCAUACCAGGAUACGAAAGUCAUUUGUCCUACCUUUCAAGUAACAUGAAGCGCGCUAAAGAUAAUUCUGGUACUGGUUACUCAUAUGGCACGCCAGUCAGUAACUCACCUAAUAAAAAUUCUCAAAUAUACUCGAACACAUUAAGGUGUACUUGUAGAGAUAAAGUCAUUGUAACACCAAAGGAUGAUGUAUACAAAAUGCAUAUUUUGAGAACUACAGCGAUUAAUAAUGACAAUGAUGAUGUUUCUGAAGAAGUGCCUCGCCAAGAUACCUACACGCCCACUCGUCCCGCGAUCAGCCCCGCGCUGCCAGUCAGCUCGGUUACAGUACCCGUCAAGAAAGCCGUCAAGACUAAGAAAAAGACCAGGACGAAAACAAAAGUAGCUAAGAUGAAAAUCAGCAAUCAAGACUGCAAUGUGAUUGAUGGGGAAGCGGAAGAUUCCAACAGUCGAUCACCGUCACCAGACCCAACAAUAGAAACAUGGCAUAUGGAGACCGAUACAGUUACAAUCGUAGAGAAACAAGAAAAAAUUCCUCCGGCAAUAAAGAACGACGUAGAGCAAAACUCUAUGGUCAAACUCGCCAGCAAACUCAAUGGUACAGUUGUAUCUCUGAAGAAAGCCCCUUCGAAAGAGAGAACUAGCGACGAUAAACUAUUCAUGACAGCUUUGCACACAACUAAUCCCUUCAAAGCAAUACCAAUUCGAAAAGAAUCGUGUCCAAGCUUACCGGAGUCACUAACAAACUGUCUCAGGCCAUCUCUCUUCCCAAGAGUUCCUCCGUAUCUAAAGUUCAUACCUCACGAUGAAACGACACCGCUGAAGAUACCUUUAAGUAUACAGAAGCAUCUCAAAUGGAAAGUGACGACUAUAACACCUAUUGUUGUUAAGAAAACGUUGACUAACUCCGGUUUUAGAUUAGUUAAGAGCGAGUGUGAUACAGCGGAAUGUCCACAAGAAGAAACCGUCGAUUGGGUAGGCAUAUGGGGUAAACACAUGAAAUCAAUAAUGUUUAGAGCUAUCAAAGACGGACAGAAAAUGAAUCAUUUCCCGGGAACGUUUCAAAUCGGUCGCAAAGACAGACUGUGGAGAAACCUGCAGAAGUUAUCCUCGAAGUAUGGAAUCGCUGAGUUCGGUAUCAUGCCUAAGACAUAUGUAUUACCUCAUGAUUUAAAGAUAUUGAAACACGACUGGGAGAAAUAUGCUAGUAAUAAUGAGAGGUGGAUUAUUAAACCGCCUGCAUCAGCUCGAGGAACGGGUAUCAAGGUAGUGUCCCGUUGGACUCAAAUACCUAAAAAGAAGCCGGUAGUAGUACAGCGCUACGUAUCAAAACCGUAUUUAAUUAAUGGUAGCAAGUUCGAUCUUCGGUUGUACGUACUUGUGACGUCAGUGCAUCCUUUACGAAUAUACCUCUAUAAGGAUGGCUUAGCUAGGUUUGCAUCAGUAAAAUAUAAUGAUGACCCAUCAUCAUUGAACGAUAGAUACAUGCAUUUAACAAAUUACUCAAUCAACAGACUGUCGAAAAACUACACCCCUAAUGAGGAUUUCUCGGCUUGUGAGGGACACAAAUGGACAUUAGAAACACUAUUUCAAUAUUUAAAGACUGAACAGAAUGUAGACACGAACGCGUUAUGGGAGUCUAUAACGGACCUAGUUAUAAAAACAAUCAUCGCUGGUGAGGCCAGUAUUAGUUCGUUGACCAAAGCAAACAUCACUUCUAGAUAUAAUUGCUACGAACUGUUUGGUAUAGAUGUAUUGUUGGAUGAAGAUCUGAAACCUUGGUUGUUGGAGGUGAACAUCUCCCCGAGCCUGCAUAGCGCGUCGCCCCUAGACACGCACGUGAAGGGCCCGCUAGUGGCCGCCGUACUCAACGCGGCUCAGUUUCACGUUCCGCGCGCAGAACAGGCGGGAUUACCUUAUGAUAGUAGAUUGUAUACGGUGUACCUUUCCAAAGAAGAAAGAGACAAACAUAUUAUAUACACAAACAUGGAGGAUCGAGACUUGUACCUGCGCGACAUCCUGGCGACGCUGACGCCGGACGACGUGCGGCACCUGCUGCAGGCGGAGGACGAGCUGGCGGCGGCGCGCGGCGCGCUGCAGCGGGUGUUCCCCGCGCCGCACGCGCACCGCUACCUGCGCUACCUGGCCGGCCCGCGCUACUACAACCGCCUGUUCGACGCCUGGGAGACGCGCUACCAGCACGACCGCCAGCCCGGUAUCGACCUGCUCCGUGCGCUGUGCGACAUGGGCUACCACCUGCAGACGCCCGGCGUGCCUCUCAAGGUAACACCAACAGAAGUGAAGAUUGAAAAUAAACAAAUAUAUCUUGUGUGUUUAUUUUAUAUAUUUACUUUAUAUUUAUAUAUAUUUACAUAAUAAUUAUGUGUUUUAUAUCUGAUUUAUAUUAUUUUUAAAUAUAUACGUAACAAUUCACUGCCGUAGGGUAGGCUUACGAUGUUUACGUUAGGUUAUAUGUCAAUGAGUGUUAUACUUGCAGGGAAAGACCGGAGUUAGCGUGGUGAGAUAUUUUAUCUAAAAGCAUGACAUUUUUCACAAAACACUCAAAUAAUUAUAUGGAAAAAAAUAGAAUUUAGGGUUUUUAAACUUAUUGUAAACUAAUACAAAUACUUGAAUGUAAAUUGCGUUAAA
Molecule: messenger RNA, 3363 nt
Organism: Melitaea cinxia (Glanville fritillary)
Lineage: Eukaryota; Metazoa; Arthropoda; Insecta; Lepidoptera; Nymphalidae
Product: tubulin monoglutamylase TTLL4-like
Exons: 16
Coding region: 1-3090 (1029 amino acids)
Biological process (GO): microtubule cytoskeleton organization; protein polyglutamylation
Cellular component (GO): cilium
Molecular function (GO): tubulin-glutamic acid ligase activity; tubulin binding
Source: RefSeq, a predicted model, not a curated record